Molecule: messenger RNA, 1872 nt
Organism: Schistosoma rodhaini
Lineage: Eukaryota; Metazoa; Platyhelminthes; Trematoda; Strigeidida; Schistosomatidae
Source: the annotation of a GenBank genome assembly
ACCUUGUAGCGCGGGAUCACCAAAAUCGUCAAUUAUCAUCUGACAGGCUACACAGAAACAGUUCCAUUUCUACAAUCUAUUAUUUUGGUCAUCAAUCGACGUGAUGUCGAUGUCCAACGGAGAUUAUGUUCGGAUACCACUUUCUGGGAGUUUUGAGGAUCAAGGGGACCAAGAACUUCACGGGACAUUAGAACAUAAGACUGACAGUGAAAGUCCAAAAACGGAAUCCAACGUGGGUCCUCUCACCUUUAAGUUCUACCAACAGUACUUCGAUGUUGAUACAAGUCAGGUUCUGCAUCGCCUUGCCUCUGCAUUCAUACCUAAUCCGCGUAUAAAUUUCAUUCAACAUUCUCUAAAACCCCGAGCUGAUCUCUAUGGUCCAUUUUGGAUUUCAACUACAUUGAUGUUAGCUGCCGCCAUCGGGGGGAAUAUAUCCAACUAUUUGCAGUCGCGUGGUGAGGUGUCUUCAUGGCAUUAUGAUUUUCAAAAAGUUACGUUGACAUCAACCAUCAUUUAUGUGUAUUGGUGGCUAACACCAUUGCUGUUGCACGCAAUUAUGCACAUUAAUCGUAAAAACAAGAAGCCCCAGUCCAACGAUGCUGAAAGCGAUCUCACUGACCUAUUGGAGCGUUCCGACACUGAUUCAUCAUCACUUCACAAUUCAAAGCAUGCGAAUAAAUUCUUCGUUGUUCUGUCGACCUAUGGUUAUUCAUUAGCAAUUUUCAUUCCCGUCGCAAUUUUAUGGACAAUUCAGAUUACUACACUACAAUGGAUAUUGUUUUUAGUUGGAAUAGCAGUUUCUGGGGCAUUCUUAGUAUUUGCUUUAAUGCCUAGUAUUCUCAAAGAAUAUCCAAAGCUUGUAACAACAAUAAUGAUCAUUAUAGUUGUAGUACAUUUUGGUUUUUCAUUAGCUCUAAUGAUUGCCUUCUUUCAUGGAUCUCCACCUGUACAACAUCCUCUAUCUCAUACUGGUUAUAUACAUCAACAAAAUGUUGUAGAAAGUAAUAAACAACUAUCAAAUAUCACUGUAUUAAUUACUAAUAAGCCAAUACAUCACUAAUUCAUCUGUUAUUUUAGCUUGAGUACUGCUAUUUUAAGUAGAAAAUUUGUUAAACAACGGUAAUAAUACUUACUAUUAACUAUUAUAAGCUUUUGUACAGGUGCAGUUGAUUUCUUUCCUUCUUUUUGUUUAUUACUGCUUCUGUAUUGUACUGUCAUUUACACAAUACACCAAUGCAUGCAUAACACUGUGAUAUUUAUUGUGUUCUAUUUGUACUUUAACUAUUUUCAAAAUAUACGGAUUGCACAGUGAUUGAAGUCACAUUUUGUGUUGUGUAAUUGAAACUGAGUGCACUAAAACGUGAAAGUUUACAUUGAAUUCUUAGUAAUGUUUAAAAUCUAAAGUCAGUCUGAUGUUUAAGCAACUUGCGAGAGAACACAAUUCACUUUUCUCUUCCACCAAAAACAACACAAACGGUCUUUCCGGUAUUGCUAUCAGGAUCAUAGUUCUUAUUUAUGCUCUAGAAGAUGAAUUUUUACCAUGCUUUUCUUUCUAGUCCACUUUUUUCGAAAUUAAGGCAGCUUAUGAUCAUCUUCAAAUAAAACUAAUAUACCUGUAAGCUGAUAAUUGACUGGAGUUUCUAGCAGUCCUAAACACCACAACUAAAUGGUUCAUCACCUCAUUAUAAUGAUAGUGAACGGUUGUUCUGAUAAUGUUAAUUCAUGUUGAAAUCUAUCUUCCAAUUGUAUGGAUUUCCACGAACUACCUAUUUGAACAACCUCCAUCCAUUUAGUUUUUGAUCUAGAUCUAACAGAAAAUAUUUUCUGAUUUGUUGGUAAAAGGUACUGUAAAUAAUAUAAAUUAUUAUUUAA